AUGGCUACCCGAAAGAUCACUUGGGAAGCCUUGAUGCCCCACAGAAAUGCUUUACCAGAGACUUCUGAGCUGGACCGGAAGCAGCACUUAUUUGCCGGACUUCUUCGAAAAUAUGGACGCUUACUGGCGUCUUUCAAGGGGAAGAUGGCGGAGCAACAGCAAAGAGACGCAAUAGAGCUACUGUGGCGUCAGGGUUGCAAACUUCAAGCAUUGCUGGGCAAAGUGACACUCUCCGUGGUGUUGUACCGUCAGAAUCGUCUCGAGGAGGCAUACGAGCUGCUGAUGGAGAUACGCGACGGGGUCGUGAUAUAUGCCGACCCAGAAGACUGGCCUGACUCAACCCAUAACUUUCUUAAUUUUGAGGAUGAAUGCAUUCGCCUCGCGAGAGGAAUCUACGGCUUGGUCACCUCCCAAUCGCAUGAAAGGAAGUCGGCUUUGCAGCAAUUGAGGGCUGCGUGCACUCUAUACGAAUUCAACGGUACCCUCAAGCUCUACAAAGAUGGGGCUAUGCUGACGUACAUGAAUGAGAUCGAAAGCCCGAGGGAGCAUUUCGUAACGUGGAAGGAAGCAGGAAAUGGAUCGGAGAAAACUAGGUUCGACGCCACCAAGAACUCUUAG
This is a messenger RNA of Neoarthrinium moseri, 618 nucleotides long. RefSeq lists its product as uncharacterized. The record is from RefSeq and is a predicted model, not a curated record. The transcript has a single exon. The coding region runs from base 1 to 618 and encodes 205 amino acids. Lineage: Eukaryota; Fungi; Ascomycota; Sordariomycetes; Amphisphaeriales; Apiosporaceae.